Molecule: messenger RNA, 1198 nt
Organism: Oncorhynchus keta (chum salmon)
Lineage: Eukaryota; Metazoa; Chordata; Actinopteri; Salmoniformes; Salmonidae
Gene: fam162a
Product: family with sequence similarity 162 member A
Exons: 5
Coding region: 142-657 (171 amino acids)
Biological process (GO): positive regulation of release of cytochrome c from mitochondria; neuron apoptotic process; cellular response to hypoxia
Cellular component (GO): mitochondrion
Source: RefSeq, a predicted model, not a curated record
CUCCACCCCCUUCGCGGUCGCAGUUAUAUAUCUUGGGUCGUACGUGUAUGGUGCUGCGUGACUUUCAACAGCUGUCGAAUAACAUUUUUUGUUACGUUUUCAUGGCAUAAAAAGGUCGCAUCUUAUUUAAGAUAUUUUAGCAUGAACUUCAUCAGACCCUACAAUGCCCUUGGCACCACCAUAGGUCAAUGGUGCAGACAGGGACAGAUGGGGGGACGGAGCAGAGCUCUGGCUGAGCUGGGGGGACAGAGGAGGAUGUGCAGUAAACCUCAGACAGGAAACCCAGAACCUCCGCCUGCAACACCUGCAGUCCCAGCACAUGAUCCCCGUCCAGCCUUUAAACUCCCUGGCUACAGACCCUCUCCCAUGGACCGGAGGAUCCUGGUCUGGUCUGGACGCUUCAAGACCCCUGACCAGAUCCCAGAGCAAGUGUCGUUUGAGAUGCUAGAUGCAGCCAGGAACAGGGUGAGAGUGAAAGCGUGUUACGGGAUGAUUAUUGCCACCAUUGCAGCCUGCCUGUUAACUGUCAUCCUGGGGAAGAGGGCUGCCGGCAGGCAUGAGUCUCUAACAGCUCAGAACAUGGAAAAGAAAGCAAGAUGGAGGCAGGAGGCCAAGAUGGAGAGGGAGGAGGCUGCUGCUGUUGAGAAGACUUCUUGAGGAAGACACCCUCCUGUGUCACUCUGGAAAAGCUCCCGCACUUGACUCUUCCUGUCUGUCACACUCGGUAGAGAGAGGACUCCUCAUGGAUAAAACCCAUUUUAGCAUGGACAUUGCCAUAGAGGGCUUAAACCAUUUUAAAGUAGUCAACUGAGUGGAGAGCAAUUGGCCAAUAAGAAAAUGUACUACUUUAAAAUGGAUAUGGCCUCCAUGGCACUGCUCAUUCUGUCACAUGCGCUAUAAUGGCAUAGAUACAAAGAUGAGUCCUCUAUCUACCUCUAUGGUCACACUAAGAACUCCCCGACUGGACCAACAGUGGUUCUGCAGCUGCUGUACCCAGCUACUCAACCUCGAUCUCUAGUACCAUAGGACUAUUUCCUCCAAUCAGUAAUUAGGAUUUCAGUAUAGUAGUUAACAGCCCAUAUUGCUCGCAGCUGUAUUUAUUUUAUAUGUCUGGUUCUUUGUUUUCUUAACAACCUCCAACCGAAAAGGUUGUUUUCCUUUUAAAUUAAUGGAUUAAAUAUCAAAAUGUCUCAUUUAA